Messenger RNA from Verruconis gallopava, 2571 nucleotides. RefSeq lists its product as uncharacterized. The transcript has 2 exons. The coding region runs from base 178 to 2382 and encodes 734 amino acids. Gene Ontology annotation, molecular function: ATP hydrolysis activity; ATP binding. The record is from RefSeq and is a predicted model, not a curated record. NCBI's taxonomy places the organism in Eukaryota, Fungi, Ascomycota, Dothideomycetes, Venturiales, Sympoventuriaceae.
GAGACACACGCAGCCUUACAUUCUACAACCGUCCCCACUGCUCCUCCUCCCAAGUCGGACCUCUUUUCCAAGUUCGCUUUCUCUAACUAUACAAACAUGCGCCUGCACACCCGCCACAAGGAAUAGGCAAGCUCUGGAAAACGGAAGAAAGUAGAAAACAAGAAAUUAGGCUUCAAAAUGUUGUCUCGAAAGCCUAUCAAUUAUAUGCAGAAGACGUACGAUGACUGUUACCUCGUGUGUUCGACCGCCGUGUAUUUCGAGACACAAAAUAACGAAGCCGAGGCCUUACGGAGCUGGAAAAAUGCACUGGAGCAGAUUCGCUACCACAAUGCGUACAGGCUCCCUGCUGGUUAUACGCCCAAGAGCGAGACCGAGCGCGCUCUGAUGGAAAGCUUGAGGCAAAUGGAGGAGCAAUGCAAAGAGCGUGUGGAUUUACUCGAAGCACUGAAGAGGAGUCGAGAAGAGGUUGAGGAUAAGGACAAGAAAGAGAGCAGCGUGAGAAGCCUCCCAUGGCAUAAUGGUGGCGAUCCUGUGACCAUCUCGAAAGUGGACGGUUGGUUGGGUGGAGGGACGGUACCGCCUAGCUCGUACGAUGCUAUCUCGAGGCCACCUCCGUUGCCGAAUAGACCGUCUUUACCAUCACGACAUGCAAGUCAGGAGGGGCGUGCCGUCGCUCAAAGGACGACAAGCUUAACAUCCCCACUACCAGAGCCUGAGCUGCCCAGCCUCACUCCAUUCGCGAGUAACUCAAGAAUAUCUUCCAAAUCCUCUAGAACACCCAGCCCGGAUAAAAAAGAACGCAGCCUGUUGCGGACUCUAAGACCAGACGGCGAACCCAAGAAGAAGAACCUCCCGAUUCGACAGAAGGCUCCUGUACCAGCUGCAAAAGCCGCCGCUCAAGCGUGGGUGCCGAACCGACCCGCUUCGUCAUCAAGCCUCGUCGUCCAGUCUUCUGAUAACGCAGCCAAAGCUGCAAGCAGAACUAGCCUUUCGCCCAGCAACGCGGCUAACACCAAGUUGCCCAGGGACAGAGACAGGUUGCGGAAAUCUGAGCCAGUACAACUACCGUAUCGAAAGGAGUAUGCUCAAGCUUGCCAAACUCCAAUAAAUACGGAAGAUGCAAUUGCCACUGCAAGAAAGAGACACGGAAGGAGGUCAUCCCCGCCUGAGGCGGAACAUGCCUCUGCAAAUGAUUAUUCUGAAAACUCGCCUGCACGGUCGAACGUGGAACUAUCUUCAGCCCUUAGCCGCGAAGAGGGAGCACGUGUGAGACGGAAGCCCAUUGCCAGACGCCAGGAGGAGGAGCCCGUUAUCUUAGGUGAAGAGUCCUCAUCGUCUCCAACUUCAAAAGGCCACCGCAGCUCCGAUGACGAUCACCUCGUUAGCCCGGAUGAACGUCUCUGGAAAGAAAAAGUGAAUCGAAUUAUGAAACGACUUCCAAAAGGCGUAGACGAGGCAUCAGCCAAGGCAAUUUUGAACGACAUUGUUGUACAUGGUGAUGAAGUACAUUGGGACGACAUUGCUGGCCUUGAUGUUGCUAAGAAUGCACUGAAGGAGACAGUUGUAUACCCGUUUUUGCGCCCAGAUCUCUUCAUGGGUCUCCGCGAGCCGGCACGAGGCAUGCUGCUUUUUGGCCCCCCAGGUACGGGCAAAACCAUGCUCGCCCGGGCGGUAGCCACCGAAUCUAAAUCCACUUUCUUCGCAAUUUCUGCCUCUAGUUUGACAUCCAAGUUCCUAGGUGAGUCAGAGAAGCUCGUUCGAGCACUGUUUGCGCUCGCCAAAGCUCUUGCUCCGUCUAUAAUUUUUGUCGACGAAAUCGAUUCGCUCCUCUCAUCGCGGGGGGACAACGGCGAGCACGAAGCUACUAGGCGCAUCAAAACUGAAUUUCUUAUUCAGUGGUCUGAUCUUGCACGCGCAGCGGCUGGACGAGAGCAGUCAGACAGGGACAAAGAGAGAGGAGACGCAAGUCGCGUACUAGUAUUGGCCGCAACGAAUAUGCCGUGGGCAAUUGAUGAAGCAGCAAGGCGGAGAUUUGUUAGAAGGCAAUAUAUACCGUUACCUGAGGACCAUGUGCGAAAAAUGCAGAUUGAGACAUUGUUGGGGCAUCAGAAGCAUGAUUUGACACCGCGAGAGAUUGACCAACUUGUGAGGCUAACAGUUGGUUUCUCCGGCUCUGAUAUAACAGCACUGGCUAAAGAUGCGGCAAUGGGACCGUUAAGAAGCUUGGGCGAGGCAUUGCUCAGCAUGAGCAUGGAUGAUAUACGUCCGAUUCAAAUGCAAGACUUUAUCAAUAGCUUGAAGAGCAUUAGACCGAGUGUUUCGAGACAAGGUCUUAAGCAAUUUGAAGACUGGGCGAGAGAGUAUGGUGAGAGAGGCGGCUGAUGCACGAGUAUACAAUAGUAUGCCGUUACACUUAAGAACUGAAUCGCUUAGGAAUGAAUAAACUAUCCCCAGUGGUCGAAAAGUAUGCGGGCUCACAAUUUUUUAAAGUCGAUGUGAUUGUAAAACAUAGCAUGGUAUCUAUCGUCAUUACAUAUUACGACGGAAAUGAAUAAAACGUACACCUGCCAG